AUGGAUGAAAAAGUUGUUCGAUAUAAAAAAAAUUCAAAUGAUAUUCAUGUACUUCCACCAAGUCCCUAUACAGAAGUUCCAAAACCUAAUGUGCGUAGAGAAAAAUUAAGUGUUGAAAAUGAAGAAACAAUUCAAACAAAGAAAAAAUUAGAAAAAACAAAGAAAAAUUUUUUGUUUGAUCCACGUAGAAAAACAUUUCUUGGUCGCAGUUCUCUUAAUUGGGCUAGAUUAGCUGCAUUUUAUACAGUAUUUUAUUUUUGUUUGGGAAUGUUUUUCGUUAUUUUACUUUAUGUAUUUGCUUUGAUACUUGAUCGUGAAGUACCAACAUAUUAUAAUAAGGAUAGUACAAUGGCUGUACGAACAACAGCUACUGUUGUUGGAAUGGGUUUUCGUCCUCAACCAAUGGUUGAUGAUAGUCUUAUUCGAGUAUCAAAUGAUCUGUAUGAACAAAAACGUAUUGCUUCAUCACUUCGAUUAUAUCGUGAUGUUUAUCUUAUUCAAAAAACUGAUGCCAAAGCAGAACCAUGUACAGAACUCGAUCCAGCAUCAGAAUUAGUACCCGGUACAGCAUGUUCAUUUAGUUGGUUUGAUAUUGUUAGUACACAAGAUCAUCCAUGUUCGGAUAAUAAUAUGUAUGGUUUUAAACAUGAAGAACCAUGUGUUCUUGUUAAAUUAAAUAAAGUCUAUGGAUGGACACCAACGAAAGGUCCUCUACCAAUACAUAUACAAGGUCUUCGAAAUAUCCAUAAUAAUAAAAGUAUAGCAAAGCCUGACGUUUAUAUCACAUGUGAUGGAACGAAUCCAUCUGAUAGGGAUGCUCAAACUGAGAUGGUAUAUUAUUCAUUGGAAAAACCAUCUGGUUCUUCAAAAUAUGGUGUUAUACCAAAUUAUUACUUUCCAUAUCGAAAUGCUCGUGAUCAUGUUCAACCAUUUGUAUUAGUUCAAUUUAAAAACUUACCCUUACAUCGUCUUAUUAGUAUAACAUGUCGAGCUUGGUCACCAGGUAUCGAACAUGAGACAAGAGGUAUGCGUGGUAUGGUUGCUUUUCAAUUAUAUCGUUCACAAGUAGCUGAAAAAUUAAUUAAGGAUGACAAUUAG
This is a messenger RNA of Rotaria sp. Silwood2, 1098 nucleotides long. Lineage: Eukaryota; Metazoa; Rotifera; Eurotatoria; Philodinida; Philodinidae. The record is from the annotation of a GenBank genome assembly.